Molecule: messenger RNA, 7649 nt
Organism: Corythoichthys intestinalis (scribbled pipefish)
Lineage: Eukaryota; Metazoa; Chordata; Actinopteri; Syngnathiformes; Syngnathidae
Product: NACHT, LRR and PYD domains-containing protein 3-like
Exons: 8
Coding region: 1-3129 (1042 amino acids)
Biological process (GO): intracellular signal transduction
Molecular function (GO): protein binding
Source: RefSeq, a predicted model, not a curated record
AUGACGGGGGCCCCAGAGAGAUCUUGCUUGGAGACCCAAGAAAUGCCACUGGUCACAUCACUCAAAUGGUUGACGAGCUCAAAAGGAAGGAUGGCUCUGGACAGCAAGCGGAAGGAGCUGCUGUUGGGAACGCUGAAGGAGCUUGGGGAGGACGACUUCGAGGAAUUCAAGUUCUUUUCGGACCUGCCUCAAAGCGUACAAGAAAACCCCCGCCGGGUGAACAUUGCUAACGCGCUGGUGAAGAAGCACGGCGAGAAUACUCUGGAGGAGACCAUCAAAAUUCUGGAAAAGAUUGGUAACAAGAACUUGGCCGAGAAGUUGCGUCGCAACGUGCUGGAAAUAAAAGGCGCCGUCUUCUCCGUCCAUGAUGAUGAUCAUAUUGACAGAUUGAAGGCAGACCUGCAAGAAAAGCUGCAUAGUAUAUACAGCUUUGUUCCCGAAGGCAACACCGAGCACUGGCAGCAGCAGCCUCUGGCCGACGUCUACACGGAGCUGGACGUCACCUACGGGGCCGACGUCAGGCCCGACGAGCGACACGAGGUCCUUCAGAUGGAGACGCGUACCUCCGCGGCCAAGAAGUCUAUCCUGCCGUGCGAUAUUUUCAAAAGCCAUGACGGGCAGCCGCGACCGAUACGCACACUGCUCACCGUUGGCUUCGCGGGAAUCGGGAAAACCUUCCUGGUUCAAAAGUUUGUGUGCGACUGGGCCAGCAGGAAUAAAAACCAGGACGUACACUUCAUAUUUCCCUUCACCUUCCGCGAGUUGAACACUGACGAAGGGAAAAACUUUACGCUGGCCAAGCUCAUCCGAUGCUACGUUUGUGAGAGCAGGCACAUGAGCGAGGAGACUCUGACCAUUAUAUUAGAUGACCUGCACAAGUCCGGGAUACGGGACUACGAAAGCAGCCGGAUCAAGAUCUUGUUUGUUUUGGACGGACUGGACGAGUGCAAGUUCAAAAUGGACUUGAAGAAUGAGAUGAAAGUAGACCUAGACGUGACGGAGGCCUACCCGCUGGAGAUACUCCUGGCGCACGUCAUCAAGAGGAACCUGCUUCCGUGCGCCCGGGUUUGGAUCACUACACGGCCCGCGACGGCCCGCGAUAUCCCUUCCGACCUCAUCGACAGCAGAACCGAGGUGAGAGGAUUCAGUGAUUCCCAAAGGCUGGAGUACUUCAGGAAAAAGUUUCAAAAUGAGGAGCGUGUCGUUGAGCACAUCCGGAAAACUCGCACCAUCUUCAUCUUGUGCCACCUGCCCAUCUUCUGCUGGCUCACCGCCACAGUUCUUCAGGAUCAUUUGGACAAAGGGAAGGACGGAGAGCUGCCCACAACGCUGACAGACAUGUGCUCGGAGUAUGCUUUUAACCAGCUGGACAAGUCCAAGGAGAGACAGGCGACCGAGUACGCCGAUUACGUGAAAGCGCUAGCAAAGCUGGCCUUUCACCACACUAUGAGUAAGCAACAGAUCUUCUACGAGAAGGACCUGGCGGACAGCGGUUUUGAUUACAGACAAGCCGCAAAACACUCCGGAAUAUUCACCGAGGUGUUUAAGGAGGUCCGUCCGCUCAGAAGAAACCAACAGGGCAAGAUGUUUCAGUUCGUCCAUCUGACCAUGCAGGAGUAUAUGGCCGCAUUCCACGUGAUGAUUUGCCUGUUCCACGACAACAAAAACAUACUGGAUGAUUCAGAGCAUGCAUUGGAAUGUGCUCCCCAAGAAGAAGAACAAUCAAAUUUGUUAGAAGAAACAGAAUCAGAAGAUGGAGAAAAAGAAUCAGAAGAAGAAACGGAGGAUGAAUGGGAUUGGAAAAUCACUGAGGUUCACCGGUCAGCUCUGCAGAAAGCCUCGGAGAGUGAAGGAUACCUGGACAUGUUCAUCCGCUUCCUCCUUGGCCUUUCCUUGCCGUGCAACCAGGAACUAGUGGGGGAACUUCUGAAGGCUCCUCAGGACUGCAGGCAAAACAAGUCAAAGACAGUCAAGUUGAUCAAGCAGAGAAUAAAACGGAACACUCCAGAGAAGAACAUCAACUUGUUCUACUGCCUAAACGAGCUGAAGGACGACUCUUUGCUGAAGCAGUUUCAGAUAAAGAAAAAUAGUUCACGAAUAAUUGACUGGGACGACAUGCCAAAUGACAUGUGGUCAGCCUUGGUCUUCUUCUUACUGACAGACGACAAAACCAUGAAGUCCUUUCGCCUGGGGUAUUAUUCCCCAUCGCCUUUGGGGCUCGAGAAGCUGUUGGUGGUGGUCAAGGCUUCUGAAGAAUCAGAUCUAAGAGAGUGUGGCCUGGACAAAGGCAGCUGUCACCUGCUGGCUUCCGUUCUCAGCUCUCCAUCCAACCUGAAGCAUCUGGACCUGUCCGAGAACCAUCUGUCAGACGAAGGGGUGGAGAUCCUCUCGAAAGGACUGGCCAGCCCAAACUGCAUCUUAGAGUCCCUCACUCUAAUCGGUUGUAACCUGGACAAAGGUAGCUGUCACCUGCUGGCUUCCGUCCUCAGCUCUCCAUCCAACCUGAGGCAUCUGAAUCUGAGCUGGAACGAUCUGUCGGACAAAGGGGUGGAGAUCCUCUCAAAAGGACUGGCCAGUCCACGCUGCAAAUUGGAGUCCCUCACUCUAUUCGGUUGUAACCUGGGCAAAGGUAGCUGUCACCUGCUGGCUUCCGUUCUCAUCUCUCCAUCCAACCUGAGGCAUCUGGACCUGAGCUAUAACAUACUGUCAGACGAAGGGGUGGAGAUCCUCUCGAAAGGACUGGCCAGCCCAAACUGCAAAUUAGAGUUUCUCAAUCUAAAUGAUUGUGGCCUGGAAAAAGGCAGCUGUCACCCGCUGGCUUCCGUUCUCAGCUCUCCAUCCAACCUGAGGGAUCUGUGCCUGUCCGAUAACAAAGUGUCGGACGAAGGGGUGGAGAUCCUCUCGAAAGGACUGGCCAGUCAACACUGCAAGUUAGAGUCCCUCAAGCUGGACCAAUGUACAAUCACCAAUAAAGGAUGCGUUUUUUUGGUUGAGGCGCUCAAGUUUAACCCCUCCCAUCUUCAAGUACUGAACCUGAGUUCAAAUGAAAUAGGAGAAGAAGGAAAGCAGGUCUUAUUGGGCGUCAAAAAGGAUCCAAGAUAUCGCCUGGAGACUGUCUGGUUAGAUUAAAACAAUGUUGCUUGUCGCAGUGUUCAGGGUUUGCGCUAGAAUUUUUUGAAGCUGUGGUGGUGGUGGGCUGCAUCAGAUUCAAACAGCGUGCCGUGGUGCAAUUUUUUCAUAAAUGGGAUUUUUUUCUAUUUUAAAACAACAUUUAUUUUUAUCCCAAGAAGAACCACAACCAAGAUAUAUUUGCAAAGUUUGCAUCCUGCCUGCACUUGAUUUUUAAAAGAGUUUGAGGGCUCUUUCAUGAUGGAAAUCAGCAAUAGGUGGUCCAUGUAUAGUCAAUGUGAUGCGUGCUACCAGAUUGUCCCCAGCCGAUUCCUCAGGCCUGUCUUCACCUACAUACAAAAAAGAAAAAAAAAAUUAGAUAUCGGAAAUGACAUGAAAGACACACGCGCAUCUCUAACUUACAUACACAUAAACUGGAUUAGCCAUCAGGACUACAGUGUUUCAAAUCCAUGUUUUCAAAGAUUAGCCAAUUCAAUUUAAAUCAAAACUGAAGUGUCUUUGAGGGAGUUACUUUUCUGAUUGUUAUAAAGUUGCGACGUCGCCUCCUUCUCCUUAGGUGGCGCCAUCCUCGGCAAUUUAUUAAAAAUGUUAACAUUACAUCCGUCCUUCUUGAUUCCACAACAGCUCUUGGGAUAUGUAGUCUUUGGUGGUGCUUUCGGUUUUGAAAAAGGACAAGAAAUGAUGGAAAUAUGGACAUAAACACAUGGUCCAUGCAGCGUUUUAAUACUUAUCCAUGAAUGCAAUAAAAAUCAAAUGACAUUAUCUCCCGUUUUACGUGACUUGAAGUAAAACCUGACGUGGACCUCAACUUACGCACUUUCAAAUGAGACCAUGCAGUUGCACGUGGGUGACGUGACUACAGCCUGACGAAAUCUUUUUUUAAUAUUUUGAGACAAUUUGAUUAUAUACAACAAUUUGGCAAAGCGCAGAUGACAAGAAAUUAGUCUUUUAACCUGCAGUUUAGCCACUCCUGUCAUUAUAGCGCUCUAGCGCCUACAGCUGGGUGGUGACGUCAGCAGAGUAAUGAUUUCAGCUGAUUUAGAACUCCGCCCAUUGAGGGGGAAGCGUUAGAAUGAGGAAAAUGCGACUGAGAGCAGCAAAAUGUCAUCACUGUUUUAAUCUCUCUACUCCAAUAUUUUUUUUACAGGAUAUUCUUUUUAUGUAACUAUUUUCCCCCAAUUGCUAAAUAAAUGGUAUGUUCGUGACAAAUAAGUCUUGUGCCAAAUGGAAUAUGAAAUAUUAAAAAUGUAUUUAUUCAGUACAGCAGGGCUAAACUACUGCAUAAUGGUCAAAACUGCCGACGUCUUAAACCUCCAGAACGGUAUUUUAUGCCACCGGAGUUUGUCCGGCUUUCGUCAUUUCCCUGUCCCGGCUUCGGAGACUGAGCAAAGAGCGUAAAAAAAACAGGAGGCGUGACAGCUAGGCAACAUGCUAAGCCGAGCCAAGCGGCACUUCCAAGUCUCUUUCUCGCCUUUCGAAAACGAAAACUCAAACAAAACUACCCCGGCACGUGUCACACAAGGCAGCGGGGGUGAUUGUCUUCACCGAUCGGCAAGCCACCGACAGCAAGCGAGUUUGGGCUCGUCGUUCUGCUGGGACCCCAGCAGCCAGGCAGUGCUGGUCGCCGGGGGAGCAGAGGGAAUGAACGCAGAAAAUAGCGCAUUCUCAGUGGACAAACUGGCCGACGUCUGCCCGAUGCCAAGCCAAGGAUAGCCUCUAUAGGCGGGCUUGCGAAGAGGACCGAAGGGGGGUGGAAGUCUGGACACAAUCUAGAACCGCAAAUGAGAGCCGGCAACUAUGGUGUGCGACAAGCCGCUGGUUGCUGGCCGAGUGGCCUUCUUGGUGGACGAAGAGCAUUAUCACCCACAAAAUGCAAACCUCCUCCUUAUUAAAACAUGUGCCAUGAUCCCAGUGUUUUACAAAGGUAUCAUUUUCGUAGCACGGGAUUCAAAAAAUUGACUUAAUAUAUCGUUCGCUUCCACACGCAUCCUAGCGGUCCUUUUCAUUCAGAAGCAUGAAAUACCGCAUGAAGUAUGAAAUAAACAUGCUUUUUUGUGUCACGGGCACUUGAAGUUGAAACAAUACAAUUAUGAUGAAUAAAAAUAAUCGUUUCACAAAUCUUAAUACUUACCUUGAUUUAUGUGGGACAGCCAGGGCUUGAACUUUUCCAUUUCUGUCCAUGUUGGCUCCCAGCUAGAUUGCCUGUGUUCACUUUCAUUUCUCCUUCCCUGGACUUAGUUUGUCUUCCUGAGCUGAGUCUCAAGCUGUGAUCUUGCAUCUUUCUGUUUUGGAACACUUUAUUUAUUACCAUUUGGUUAUUUCUACUCCUCAUUUCACUAGACUGUGGCAAAUGCGCUACAAGGACGCGACGAUUCAGGCCAUAGACAUGCCAUAAAGAACUUAGACGUUAUGUCCAAUGUCCAUAUUAAGGUCGUUUUCAAUGGCUCAAAAACCAGAAUUACAUUCAUUAAAUUGAAAGAACUUUAUGUGGAUUUUUUUUUUCAUGAUUUCCAACUCCGCGUAGUCGGCGUUGACGUCAGGCGCAAGUUUACAACAGGAGAACCGAUGUGAUUUUCAAAAUAAAGCGUGUAAAGGAACAAUUUGCAUUUGACGUGCUCUUUCAGAUGACUAAUGGCAAAUACUGCGUAAUUAAUUAGCUACAGUAUAUAUAUAUAUAUCAGGGGUCGCGUUAACCGGAAAUUUUCCGUCGUUGACCGGUUUUUUAAAACGGUGACGGAAAAAACUGAAGUCCGUCAGUCAUUUUGACAGGUGGCAAUUCACACCCCUGACCACAGGGUGGCGAGUUAGCAUAUUAAUUAGCUAUUGUCUCUCUUAAUGCAUGACGUCGUUGGCUAUUCUGUCAGAAUAUUGUAGCGUAACCGGGGUCUGGCGGCGGCACCGUGAUUGACACAUCAACACGAGGUUCUUAUUGGUGCACCCGGUGUGCCAGCGCGUCAUCCAAUUGAUGGACAAGAUUGCCGCUUGUGUAUAGACCCCAGUCACAUGACGUCACAACUCCGCCCCCCUGACCAGAGCCGCCAUAUUGUGUGUCAGCCCGUCAUGUUUAUACAUUACUGCUACGCACAUGCCUCCUAUUACGGCGUGUUUUUCUGCUCGUUAAUAUUAAUAAUCAAAAUGGUGAAGGCGUGUGUGGCGGUUGGUUGCUGUAACAGAGAAGAUAGACGGAGAGACUUGAAGUUCUACCGUAUUCUGAGGGACGCGAAGAUGAGAGCGAGAUGGACUGCUGUAAUUCGACAAGAAAUCUGGGCACCAAACGAUCACCACAGACUAUGUAGUAGUCUUUUUAUAUCUGGUAAGAUGCAUUUAAUAUAUAUUUAGAAGAUUUUGGGCUGACAACCACAAUUAAGAUCAUUGUGUGACGUUGGUGAUUGGGGUCUCUAUCGUUGCCUCCUUUUCUUUGGGGGCGGAGUUGUUGGCGGUAAGCAGAGUAAAAAGGGAGAAAAAUACCACGACUUCCGUGUCUAAUUUUUCGCCGCCAAGCAAGCGUUACAAUAUUAAUUAAAAAUGAAUGAAAACUAAAUACAGUGGUACCUCUACAUACGAAGUUAAUCCGUUCCAGGACCUUGUUUGUAAGUCGAAAUGGUCGUAUGUCGAGCAGGAUUUUCCCAUAGGAAUACAUUAUAAUUCCAUUAAUUCGUUCCACAGCCCAAAAACCUUCACGUUCCACAGCCCAAAAACCUUCACUAAAUCCUUAAAAAAUACUGCUGGUACUAUUACAAAUGGCAAUUACACAUAGCAAAACAAAUAAAUUAUAAAUCAAAAUCGGAAUAAUAAUAAUAAUAAUUCCUGUAUUAAUGUAACGAAUCGGGUUCUAAUGUGGCGGACGUUUUUUGCUGACCCUGAACGCACCGCGGGGCUCACGUGCCAGAGACAGACCGGUGAGCUUGAGUUUCACUUUCACUUUGAAUGUUUUCUUGAGACCACCUCAAUUGCGGCAGACCGAAGGUGUUUUUGUUUUGAAUAAGUUGUGAAAUAAAUGAUAAAAACGUGGCGAAGUUGGCGAUUUCUCUGGAGAUGUUACCACAAAAGGAAUUGUCAGCUUAACUUAUAAAGACUGGCGAACGAUGGUCGGAGGAGGACCGUGGAGAUGUAUUUUUGAGCCAUUUCACGGAUGCCCACCCUACGCUCAUAUUUUUCUGUCAUUUGCAUCUUCAUUUAGAAGGUAAGCGUCAACUUUUUCUUUGUUUCACCACCUGUACCAACCUUUUCUGAAACCCGUGUUGAUUUGUCACACAAGAAAAUCCGCCGUGCAUUCGUCUGCGGUGCUGCCAUUGUCGUCGUAUUUCGAGCAUGUCGUCGGAUGUAGAAACAAAUGGCGAGUCAAAUUUUACGUCGGAUGUCGAAAAGUUCGUGUGUCGAAGCGAUCGUAUGUAGAGGUACCACUGUACUAUUGAAUAUGUCAUCAUUAUCAUUUUAAAAAUUUAAGUGACGGGUAAAAAUAGACUGACCGGAUUUUUAUGACCCUGUCAGUCAAAAUGACAGACAACGAAAAUGUCUAG